Messenger RNA from Camelina sativa (false flax), 456 nucleotides. Lineage: Eukaryota; Viridiplantae; Streptophyta; Magnoliopsida; Brassicales; Brassicaceae. The record is from RefSeq and is a predicted model, not a curated record.
AUGGCUGAACUAAAGAAACAGUUGAGUGAGUUGAUGGAGAAGGGAUUUGUGGGACCCAGCAGUUCUCCAUGGGGUGCGACGUUUCUCUUUGUAACGGUGAAAAAUAGGUACCCAUUGCCAAGGAUCGAUGAGUUGUUGGACCAACUCCGGGGAGCGACAUACUUAUCAAAGAUUGAUUUGGCUUCAGGCUAUCACCAGAUUCCUAUUGAGGAAUCAGACAUUCGAAAGACGCCCUUUCGGACAAGGUACGACCACUACGAAUUUGUGGUCAUGCCUUUCGGGUUAACUAACGCCCCUGCAGCUUUCAUGAAGCUCAUGAACAAUGUGUUCCGUGAGUAUCUGGAUGAAUUCGUGAUUGUCUUUAUAGACAACAUCUUGGUUUACUCGAAGAGUAAGGAGGAGCCUGGUACACAUUUGAGAAAGGUGUUGGGACGAUUGAAGGAGCAGAGGUGUUAG